AACGCAUUCACAGACAUUUUGGUCCCCGUAGGACACCGUAAUCUUUAUAGCUGACGUCACAUUAUACAGCCGGAAGCUGUGAGGAUUCUCCCCUCCUCCAAAUCAUAAAUGAUAGCACACCGGUAUGUCUUUUCAAAAAACCGAUUAUUGUAAAUCAGUAAAGUUUGAAAAUUGAAAAAAAUAUUUUUUUUAAAAAAACCCAACAGCUGCGGGCGAGAUCGUGCGGGCGCGCGCUUAUUACCCAGCCUGGUCCAUGGUCUGACGUCAGAGGCGCGUGUCGCAGGUGAGUGAGCGUGACGGCUAUAAAAGCCGAGAGACUGCGGAGCAGCCCGCAUUGACCUGUGAGUAACCCGGGCAGGAGGGAGCUCAUUGCGUGUGUCCCGGGAUACAGCAUGAGCCAUGUUAUACAAUGAGAUAUUACAGCCAGAACAAGUCCCAGUCUGCCAUACAGUAAUAUCCCAUAAACAGGGCUAUUCACUAAACUGAGAAUUCAAAUGUCAGGUCGCAAUAGCCUAAACUGAAACAUUCUCAAACACCUCUCUGCUUCCAAUUCGGCCGAAAUGGCCUUACAUUUGAAAUUCACUUUCAAUUCUCACUCGAGUCAAUAAUCAUCACAGAGAGUGUGUCAGGUGCUAUCGUCUGUGAUACUGUUGAUGUUUUGGGGAUCAGUUCUUUCUUAUGGGCUUAAUGUGAGGUGCAGGUUAUCAGGGCUCUUUAAUAACGGGAGACACAUAUAAGGUCCGUCUAGCUGAAAUGAAAGCAUAGCUGUCAGAGAUUGUUUCCAGUGUGUAGAUUUUGACCUUCAAUUCACUCUGAAUUCUCACUUUAGUAAAUAAUGUUAGGUAUAUUAUGUGUGGGGGUAGGCAGCCUUUUCCUAGUCUUUGAGUAUUUUGGUCGCCUGUGAUGUGCUGUUGUAAUGAAACAAGGAGCUUCCGUUAGCUCCACUUAGCCCUGCGUACACUUUCAGGCAAUGAGCACCUUCCUGUAACGCCAAGCUUACAGCAGCGCAGGAGCAUUUGGCAGAAAAGAAGGUAGAUGCCACCCAGCUGACUCCAGGUAUGUUGCCCAAUCAUUCCAACCUGCAGCAGAUUUUAGUGGUUAUAGUACUUGGAGUGCUCUUUUAAUAUUUGUGUAUAUUAAUGCUGCAUUGUGGAGAUGCAUGCGGAAAAUCUGAGAAUGGAGGCAGUGGUGGAAAGGGAGCUGUAAUCUCCAUACUCUUCCCGCACUGCUCACUUGUGCUCACUGCAAUGAUUCCGGGAUCCAGGUUGACAUCGCUCCAACCUCCGCAUCACUACACAGCAUGUGAGAGAGCAGUGCUGGAAGAGUACAUAGAUUACACGGUCCUUAUUGGAUACUCAGGAAAGGGAUCUCUUCUGGACCACAGGGAAAGGAUCCACUCCAGCCGCCCCCAAAGGUAGGAAUGCUGUGUGGACUUAACCCCUUAAGGACGGAGCCAAAUGUACACAUUGUGAACAAAACAAAAUGUAAACAAAACCUGGCAUUUGCGCUACAUGUCUGUCCAACCGUAAUACACCUCUUUCAUAGUAAAUGCACCCACCCUUAUUAUAUAUAAUUUUAUUCAGGGGAAACAGGGCUUUCAUUUAAUAUCAAAUAUUUAGCUAUGAAACAUAAUUUAAUAUGAAAAAAAUGGGAGAAAAUACGAUUUUUUUUUGAUUUUUUUUAGUUCUAAAUUGCAUUUUAAAGGUCAGUGUCAUAAUACUGUUUGAUUUUACUGCAAUAAAAUACACAUAUUUGUAUUUAGUAAAGUCUCACGUGUAAGACAGUACCCCCUAUGUACAGGUUUUAUGGCGUUUUGGGAAGUUACAGGGUCAAAUAUAGCACGUUACAUUUGAAAUUGAAAUUUGCCAGAUUGGUUACGUUGCCUUUGAGACUGUAUAGUAACCCAGGAAUGAAAUUUACACCCAUAAUGGCAUACCAUUUGCAAUAGUAGACAACCCAAGGUAUUGCAAAUGGGGUAUGUCCAGUCUUUUAGUAGCCAUUUGGUCACAAACACUGGCCAAAGUUAGCGUUAGUAUUUGUUUGUGUGAAAAAUGCAAAAAAAACGCCAAUUUUGGCCAGUGUUUGUGACUAAGUGGCUACUAAAAAAGACUGGACAUACCCUGUUUGCAAUACCUUGGGUUGUCUACUAUUGCAAAUGGUAUACCAUCAUAGGGGUAAUUUUCAUUCUUGGGCUACCAUAGGGUCUCAAAGGCACCGUAACCAAUCUGGCGAAUUUUAAUUUGAAAAAAAUGAAACGCAAGCCUUAUAUUUGACGCUGUAACUUUUGAAAACACCAUAAAACCUGUACAUGAGGGGUACUGUUGUACUCGGGAGACUUCGCUGAACACAAAUAUUUGUGUUUCAAAACAGUAAAAAGUAUCACAACAAUAAUAUCGUCCGUGUAAGUACUGUUUGUGUGUGAAAAAUGCAAAAAACUUCACUUUUACUGGCGAUAUCAUCGUUGUAAUACAUUUUACUAUUUUGAAACACUAAUAUUUGUGUUCAGCGAAGUCCCCCGAGUAGAACAGUACCCCCCAUGUACAGGUUUUAUGGUGUCUUGGAAAGUUAUAGGGUUAAAUAUAGUGCAAGCAAAUUAAAUUCCCUUUACUUUCGGCAUGGGUUGUCAGGCAGGUCCUGCUAAUUGUAAUUAAUUAAGAUACCUAAUUAUGUAAAAAUAUUACAUAAAUAUAUAUGUAGAAUUAAUAUAUGUAUAUAUAUACGUAUGUAUAUAUAUGUAUAUAUCUAUAUAAUUUUUUAAAAAUAUUUUUAUUUAUAUAUAGGUAUAUAUAUAGUGAUAUAUACGUAUAUAUUUAUGUAUAUAGAUAUAUAUAUUAUUUCGUUCUACGUGUAUUUUGAUAUAUAUAUAUAUAUAUAUAUUAAUUUCACAAUACAGUUAGAACGAAAUAACACAUCUAUAUAUUUUUUAAUUAUUUAUUUUUAAUUAUUUUUUUAAUUUUAUUUUUUAACGUAUUUACAUUUUUAUUUUUUUAUAUUAUAUAUAAAUAUAUAUAUAUAACAAUAAUUAUAUAUAUAUUUAAUCAGUAUCAGUCUACGUGUAAUUUGAUAUUAAUAUAUAUAUAUAUAAUUAUAUAUAUAUUAAUAGUAAAAUACACCUAGACGGUGUAUGUGUGUUUAUGUAUAUGUGUAUAUAUAUAUAUACUUAGAUCAUAUAUAUAUAGUAUAUAUAUAUGAUCUAAGUAUAUAUAAUAAUUUUUUUUUACACCAUUAACUUUUUUUAUUUUAUUUUCAGCCAGCAGGGGGACCACCUGCCAUUACAGGCAGCCCCCCUGCCGGCAAUACAGAAGCCAGCUAUCCCCGGCCAUGUGAUUGUGGGGUCCUCGCUAGGACCCCACUCUCACAUGGCCGGGGGGCUUCGACGAGGACGGAUGUGCCGCGGGGGGCUCCCUGGGAGUCCCCCCAACCGCUAUCGCCGGCGUGGGACCGCCGGCGACCGGGUAAGUUAACAAAAACCGGAGGGCGUACAAUUAUGCCCGGCGGCGUUUAGAGCCGCCUAUUAGAGGGCGUAAUUGUACGUCCUCCGGUUUUAAGGGGUUAAAGGGACAUUAGUCACCAGAACAAUUACAAAGAAAAAGCAGUAUUUACAUUACUGCCUAGGAACACCUCAGAUGGCCACUAGAGGUACUUCCUGGGUCAGUACUGACGUUCAGAGUCUCCAUGCUGUACAUAGAGGUGCUGAAUGUGCCUCAUAGAGAUGCAUUGAUUCAGGGUUCGACAAAUCAGGGAUUUGUCAGCCCUUUCAGUGGCGAGGGAGAAUGGAGCCGGUCAGCUGAGGGGUUGUGUAGCCAAGGGGGCAAGCCGAAAUCUUCUGGCUCUUCCUGCUCUGCGCCGUCACAUGUCCUGCUGUGAUGUCAGGAGCCAGAUUUUGACAUCACUCCGGCCUCUGCAUCACUAAACGUGUGUAAGAGUGCAGAGGAAUUAGAGUUUGACGAUUUCGGCAGCCACACUGGGCCCCAGGGAAAGGAGUCACUCCAGCUCUCCCAAAGGUAUGGAGGCUGGGUGAAUGUAAAUUAAAAUGUAUUUUUGAGAGAUUGUGUCUCUCGGUGAGUGUGUGUGUGUCUGUUGGUGCUGGAAGAAAGGUGAGUAAACUUACCUUUUACUAUUCUGACAGGGGGCCCUAAAUAUUGAUAUUAGAACUAUAGUGUCAGGAAUGCAUGCUUCUAUUCCUGACACUAUAGUGUUCCUUUAAAUAAAAAUAAUUGUGUGAGUGAGAGAAUGUGAAUGUUUGUGUGUGUGUCAGUGAAUGUAUGUGUGUGAUUCUGUCUGUCAGUGUAUGUCAAGCCAGUGCGUGUUUGUCAGUGUGUCAGUGUCCUCUAUAUGUAACUUAUGUAUAUUAUAUUUUCAUUUUGUGACUUUUACACUUCACAUUAUUAGCUCAUACAAUUCUCUCUACAUACACAAUAUUCACCUUAUGUCAUAUUUAUUUUAAAAAUAUUCUUUACUACAUUUAAUCAGGGUUAUUCUCUGAUAUGGGCUUAAAUUAAAUAUGUGUCUUCACAUUUCAUUUGGCAUUUAAAUCCAUAGAAAUCUCCCGAGGCAUGGGUACUUAGGAUGUUUUUGUUUUGUUUUUUUUAGAUUUGAUGGGGUACUUCAGCGUAAAUGGUUGAGAAACACUGGUCCACAACAUGUGGAGUGCCAAACGUUGUCUACUCCUUACCAAUGGUGUCAUUGUUAGUGCUCUGGUUCAUUUUCCAAGAGAAUGGUGUAUUAUUAAAUAAACAUGAUAUGAAAGUGGUUAAUGCUAAGCUGACUUCAUGCUCCUGAUUGCCCAGUAACUUCAUACUAUUUGAACAAGUUAUAUAAAUGAGGAGGGUUUUGUGAUAAGGAAAGGGAAUGAGGAGGGCCAAUGCAGAAAGAAAGUUUUUAGACAAGUUCAGCUUAUGAAUCUGUGUUUACCUUCAAGAAGAAAGUAUUUUAGAUAUGGGGCAGGGGAAUCAAGGCUGAGAUGUGCAAAACAUUUUCUUUCUUCAAAAAAGCUACGGUAAUUAUUUAGAUCAAAAUGCAUAAAAGUUGUGUUAUGGCAAUGGGUGACAUUUUAAUGCAUUUAUAUAUUUUGUUUUUACUAUUACUUUAAACACCAGGAGUACAUGUAUAAUUGUUCAAAUUAUGUUUAUAUUGAAAUGGCUUCAGAAAAUUUUUAGAUUUUAUUUCGUUUUUUUUUUUUGCUUUUGCAGACUUGUGCUAUUUUCCCUCAUUAAAAAUGACAGAAGUAAUGCCUGACUUGCAGCCAGAAAAAGAACUACAGGUCAGCAUCCACUCUAGAGCGCACAGAGAUACUGUGUUCACCAGCCUGGAAGAACAGAGGAAAAAUAACUUUCUCUGUGAUAUCACUCUAAUAGUAGACAAUGUGCACUUCCGGGCACACAAGGCUCUCCUUGCAGCCAGCAGUGAGUAUUUUUCCAUGAUGUUUGCUGAUGAAGGAAAUGUCAGCCAGUCUAUCUAUGUGAUGGAAGGAAUGGUUGCCGAGAUCUUUGGAGCAUUACUGCAAUUUGUCUACACUGGAAAUGUCCAGGUUAGCGAAAAGAAUUUGCCACAAAUUGUGGCGACUGCACAGGUACUGAAAGUAGAUGAUUUAGUAAAGGCUUAUACAGACUAUAAAGAGGUCCACAAGCCUACAAAACCACAUUCGGAAGCAUCACUCCCAUCUGUCUCAGGUGCAAGCGUAUGCGGAUUACCGAAACGCAAGCGAGGAAGACCAAAGAAAUACAUAAAUGUUCAGGAGUUGGGAAGUCUGGUUGUUAAUCCUGCUCUUAAGGUUUCAAAGGGCAAGGUGCAGAAAGAUCAAACCUCAGAAGAAAAAGAGCCGAUUGAAAGUAUUCCCAAUGGAGACUCUUUAAAUAAGCCAGAAUCCGCUCUGGCUUGUGCUGCAAAAGAAACUGACUCAACGGGGUCCACAAACCCAGAGUCUCUGAAAAGGCACAGUAUGCGCACGCUUCAGAGGUCUGUCAAGUUGCGUGAUUACAAACUUGCAGAAGAUACAGAAAAAGGUGAAAUAAUAAAGCAAGAAGGAGGGAAAAGAAAACCACUAAGCUCAGGGGCUCCCUGCAAGGACUGCGGAAAAGUAUUUAAAUAUAAUCACUUCUUAGCAGUCCACAGGAGGACUCAUACAGGUAGGAAAAUACACAAUAUACUUGACCAUAGUAAAAUGAAAUACCAUUUUAACUUGUUGGAUAUCUAAUGAAAUCAUAGAACCAUUUAUAAAGCACAUUCAUAUUGGCUGCCAAUUAUAUAAUUUAAUGGAGUUUAUUCGCUAAAAACAAGAUUGUAACUAACCAUCUGUGACUAUUGCCAAGCUGGCAGUUUUUUUACAAAAUUUUGCAAUUUCAUUUUCAAUUUGUUGUGAUUUGUUCUUUUUAAGUUGUGUGUGAUUGCAAGAGCAUUCAUUGGGUACGUAUCAAUGUGUAUGUUGUGGGAGUUGCCAUAAAUUCUACCGUCUGUAUAUUUGUUCCUCUCAUAGCUAACUGCUGAAGAGGAGGGUUCAGCUGCGACAUCACUCUUAAAUUUGCAUAUUGUGUCUUAUUGCCUAGGGCUAGCCCUGCAAACUGCAUACUAAUGAAUUUCCACUCGACAGCAGCAACUGGGCAAGUAGAAAUUAUGAGACCUGGUGUAAGUGUGUGUGUGUGUUUUUUUUUGUUUGUUUUUUUAAAUUCAUGUUCACUGUCUGGAUGUUUGAAUGUAGAGGUUUUUUAACCUCUUUGCAGCGUUUGUGUGCCACGCCGUCCUACAAUAAGGAUUUAACGCCAUUAGGGCAGCAUAGCAUGCCUUAACAAUCUGGCCCUCCCUCCAGCCUACCUUCUUACCUAGCAUGCAGAAUCAGAUUGGGGAGCCUGCCUGGCAGGCAGUACUUCUGCAGCCAAACCAGCCGAUCCGAGUCGUGAUUGCAGUGGCAGCCUGUCACCAUAAUCACUGUUGCAAUGUCUCAGCCAAUGAAUUCUAACAUUGGUCGAGACAUUGUGCUUUGCUCCUCUGUUUCCUCACUUUGAGGUGAGAGGCAGAGAGAUCAUUGACACUUACUGUAAAAACUGUUUUAAAAGUGUGUGUAGGGAGUGAUUUAAUUUUGAAUUUAAAAAAAUAAAUAAAUUUUUUUAAUUUACUCUAUUGUACUAAUCAGACCCUGUGAUCAGCCUGAUUAGGGCAUUUAGUAUGUUGGUUCUAUUAAUACUUUAUUUUAGGUUAAAGAUUUGUCUUUUUUUUUACCCUUUUUGUCAGUUACAGCAGUGGGGUUUUUUUUUUGUUUUUGUUUUUUUGGUAAGCUUCCCUGCUGUCUGAUCACUGCUCUGUAUCUGUACUGUAUCCGUGAUCAGAGCACUCUCUGAUCAAGAUGACAUCCUGUUAUUUCUAUUUCUAAAUAAACAUUUUAGUCCUGGUUGAAGCUGUUUGAUCUGCGAUUAGUCAUUUAAUUUAAAAAUUUUGGGUUGGUUGUACGGUUUUCUGUGGGUGGAUGUGAGGUAGUGGAGUGGGUAUUAGGCAGGUAAGUGAAUUAAUUAAAAUGCUAUUAUACGGUGGAGAAGGCAUACGUCAUUCUUGCAAACUCAGUCAGUGGCACUCUCCCAGACAGUGAUACUAUGACAGACUCUGACAUUGAGCCCUUAAGCAUGUCUUCCAGGGAUGGUGUCCCACCACCACCUACAUGAAGGUGCUUAAGAUGCCCUGCAGUGGCAGAUGAAAGCUGGGUACUCUCAAAUUUUACUACUCUGGAAUUACCCCCAUUCAUAGCUACACCUGACCUCACAACAGUGUAUGUUUGUGAGCCUGUGAACUACUUAAGGGUAUUUAUGUCGGAUGACAUAUUUGAACUGAUGGCUGAGCAAAGUAGCCUGUAUGCCAGACAGUAUCUGGGGGUCACACUACAACAGAAAAAACAUGGGUCACCCCACUGAUGUCACAGAAAUGAAACACUUUGGGCAUUGACUCUAGCAAUAGGUAUUGUGAAAAAGCCAAGUAUCAGGUCCUACUGGCUCAAUACAACUUGGCUACCCCUCUUGUCCCAGGAGUUAUGAGGAGUGAUCUCUACGAGUAAAUGCUGCGAUGUUCACAAUGGCGCACUGUUUCCCCAGAGAAACCACCCAUCAUUGGCAUGCGCUACAAAAUUCGUCCCCUUGUCCAACUCCUGUCUAACAAAUGUUUCCAAAAUUAUAUCCCAGACCAAAACAUUUGUAUUGAUGAAACCCUUAUGAAAUUUAAAGAUAGACUGCUUUUCAAACAUUAUAUCCCAUCGAAGCGGUAACAAUGUGAUAUUGAUUUCUAUAAGUUUUUGCAAAUUCACUACUUGCUAUACAUGGGCUUUUUGGAUUUAUCAAGUGAAGGAUAGACCUCUUAACCCACCAGGAUGCUCUGAUUCUGUGGGCACAAAUGGCAUGAUUCUGUAAUAUCAGAUUCAGCACCAGAAUUCCAUGUGACUGCUGUACUCUUGCGCCUGUGCGAGAUUUCAGCAUUUAGGUCUAUAAUGGAUCCAGCGAGAACGCGGGUUCCUCCAUAGAUAGAGCUAAUGUGAAUAAGCAUGAGUAUUUAGCAAGCAUAGGAUUUGGUUUAACUUGUUCCUUUGGGAUUCUAAUUUUUAUAUUCCUUCUUACUGUAAUGCACUUGUGAAGUUGUUGGUGUUUUUAAAUAAUCAUUUACUAAUAGUGGCAUUUAUCUACAUAGAAUGAAUUAUAGUACAAAACUUUCUAUUCUGUUUAAGUUGUUUUUCCAUCUUUCUUCUCUAGGGGAACGUCCCUUUAAAUGUAUGGACUGUGGUAAGUGUUUUACACAGAAGCAUUCACUCCAAGUCCAUGAGAGAAUACACACAGGAGAGCGACCCUACACCUGUACUGUCUGCAGUAAAGCACUGACCACCAAGAAUUCACUCAUGGAGCACAUGAACCUGCAUGAAGGUAACUACAUCAAACUAGUGUAAAGGGAACCCACUGAUGUCACAUUGCUGACUCUUGGUCUGUUUUGUAUCUGCGACAUCUUGUUUUGUUUUUUUAUUUUGGGACUGCUUCUAUUUAACAUAUUUAUAAAUGAUCUUGAAAUAGGCGCUGAAAGCCAUGUAUCCUUGUUUGCAGAUGACACAAAACUUUGUAAAGUAAUAAAAUGUGAGUAAGAUAUUGCUUUGCUGCCGAGGGAUUUGGAUAGAUUGGGCACUAAAAUGGUAGAUGAAAUUUAACGUAGAGAAAUGCAAAGUUAUGCACUUCGGGGUUAAGAAUUUACACCCUAAAUGGUAGUGAACUAGGGAUAACCACACACGAGAAGGAUUUGGGAAUUGUUAUAGACAACAAAUUAGGCAGCAAUAUGCAAUGUCAAUCUGCAGCUGCUAAAGCCAGUAAGGUUUUGUCAUGUAUAAAUAGGGGCAUAAAUUCUCGGGAUGAAAAUAUCAUUUUGUCUCUUUAUAAAUCGCUGGUAAGACCACACCUUGAAUAUGCUGUGCAAUUUGGGAACCUGUUCUAAAGAAAUCUAAAUAUUAUGGCACUAGAAAAAGUCCAGAGACGAGCUACAAAAUUGAUAAAAGGAAUGGAGCAUUUUACUUAUGAAGAAAGGUUAAAAUAUUUUAAUCUGUUUAGUUUGGAAAAACUGUGCCUCAGAGGGGAUAUGAUAACAUUAUACAAAUAUAUUCGGGGCCAGUACAAACCUUUAUCUGGAAAUCUAUUCAUAAACAGGGCUGUGCAUAGGACACGCGGUCACACAUUUAGGCUGGAAGAAAGGAGAUUUCAUCUAAGGCAAAGAAAAGGAUUUUUUUACAAUAAGAGCAAUAAGUAUGUGGAAUUAUCUGCCUGAAGAUGUGGUUUUGUCAGAGUCUAUACAGAUGUUUAAACUGCAAUUGGAUAAAUACUUGCAAAAACAUAACAUACAGGGAUAUAAUUUCUAAAUCAGUGGGGUAAUAGCUGCUUGAUCCAAGGAGACAUCUGACUGCUAUUUUGGGGUCAAGAAGGAAUUUUUUCCUAGUUUGUUGCAAAAUUGGAAGCGCUACAGACUGGGUGUUUUGCCUUCUUUUGGAUCAACAGCAAAAACAUAUGAGGAAGGCUGAACUUGAUGGACGCAAGUCUCUUUUCAGCUAUGUAAUAGGUAGAAAUGGUACCACAUGCAUCCUGCCUCUUUCAGAUUCACAUAUCAUAUGUACUUGUUCUUAUGUGUGUUAAGAAAUAUUGGGAGGAACACAUUUCCAAACACAGAGUCCCAGCCGCCAAUGGCAUAAUUUAUAAUUACCAUCGUAUUAGAAUUUUGUUAACUAACAAAAGCCUACAACAGGCAGCUGGAAUCCACUUCCCACAGCAACACAUGCUAGCAUCACAAUUUUGUCUCUGUAUACUCUAGCCAAAAUGAAUUUCUUUGAUUACUCUUUUCAGCCCUGUUGUAAAAUGGCCUUGUUCUAGCCAGAUUUAGUAUUUUGCGUUCACUGCAUUUAAACACCAAUAUAGAUAUUAUUGUGUGAGUUACACCUACAGAUUCUAUGAUAUAUUCGGAAAUCGCUUUAUUUAGCAACAAAAAAUCACAAGUACUAAAAAAAAAGCCACCAUGCAAAAUGCUGACAUUUUUCAUAUUCUAUAUGGUAAGCAGUAUGGUAGUCAAUAUUUUAUAAUCAUUUCAAACAUAGACAUUAUGUUUUAACACUUAACAUGCUUCCCAGAAUAGCUAAAUUGUGAUUCCUUGCACAUACAUGCCAUUAACAAAAAUUAGCAAUUGAAAAUUGGAAGAAUGAAUAUAUAUAUAUAUAUAUAUAUAUAUAUAUAUAUAUAUAUAUAUAUAUAUUUUUUUUAACUAUCUUGUAAUUUAUGCAGAAAAUGCAUUGGAAUAUAAUGGGGAUUGACCGAUUAUCGGUUUUGCCGAUAUUCCGGGUUUUUGUAAAUAUCGAUAUCGGCCUAUAAUCUUUCUGAUAAUGAGGUUAUCCAGUGCGCAACCAAUCUGUCCUCUUUCAAAGUCUUGCGAUUCACCAGGCCCUGGCUGUCAAAGCGUUCCCGCUGGUUACCGUGGCAAAACCAGGCGCGCGAAUCGGGAGACUUUUUUAGAGCGCUUGUUGAGAAGGCCCUUAAGGUGCUCCCCGUUACUGGAUUGUGCCCAGCAUUCAUGAGGUGUGGGGGAUUUACCAUCUCCCUGUCUGCAGUCUCUGUGUCUGUGAGGGAGUGCUCACUGGAGGAUCAAGAAGACACAACAGGUGAAGCCAUGACCGGGAACUGCAAAAAGGUAGUACUGACACAAGCUAGAAGUUGUUAAGCAUGCUAAUAACUUAAUAUGCCCUUAGGGUACAGGAUUUUACCACACAGUGGAUGAUAAAAGCUCACAAGAUAUAAAAAGGUUAUGACUCACUUUAAAAGUCUUUAAGCUAUUUGAGCCCCCCUCUAAAAGAAAAGCCCUCACAAAACAAACUAGACCACCAGACACAGGUAGAAUUAAUUGUUUAUUUCUUUCAAAAUGGUAAAUUUACAGAAUAUCGGUAUCGGCUCUAAAAAAUCAAUAUCGGUCAAUAGAAUAUAAUAACCAUAUUUUACACUCUUUAAUCUGUACACUAUGUGUUAUACCUCUUGCCGUUUAAAUUUAAAGACUUGGAAAAAGAAAUAAAGAGUAAGCACAACACUAAUAGUAAUACGUUUUGCAGUAUACAAGUCCCAAAAUUCCACAGUUCACCAUCCCUUAAAGGACCACUAUAGGCACCCAGACCACUUCAGCUUAAUGAAGUGGUCUGGGUGCCAGGUCCAUAUAGGAUUAACCCUAAACUGCUAUGUUUACAAAUGGGUUAAUCCAGCCUCUAGUGGCUGUCUCAUUGACAGGCGCUAGAGGUGCUUCCGCGCUUCUCGCUGUGAUUUUCACAGUGAGAAGACGCCAGCAUCCAUAGGAAAGCAUUGAGAAUGCAUGCGCAUUCAGCCAAUGACGUCGGCAGGAGGAGGAGAGUCCCCAGCGCCGAGGGAGCCCCGCGCUGGAGAAAGGUGAGUGUUUAACCCCCUUCCUCCCCCUUCAGCUCCGUGGGAGUGGGACCCUGAGGGUGGGGGCACCCUCAGGGCACUAUAGUGCCAGGAAAACGAGUUUGUUUUCCUGGCACUAUAGUGGUCCUUUAAUAACCAAACAGUCAAAGCUAACUUAUUUAUAUUCUUUAUUUUCUUCUUUUUUUUUUUUUUUUAAUUCUUUAUUUUAAUUGUGCAUGAAUAUGACAAUCAGGCUUGCCGUGCCACAACAGCUUGGGCAAACAGAUUAAGACAUUAAUAUACAGAUGAAUGGCACGUGAUAUUACUGCACAUUUUUGUUGAAAUUACUACAUUGCAGAACAAGAAAAAACAGUCUAGGCCUACAGUCGCUAGAAUAUGUGGUGUAAUUAUAAUGUGCUCAGCUAUGCCCUGUUGUUAGUCCACACUGACUGUAAUAUAAGUGUAUUGUGGUUUUGAGGUGGGUGGUCCAAUGUGUAAGUGAGCAGGCUAUCCGUCUUGUCUCUUAGAUAGGUUGGAUUUAGUUUGUUCACCGUGCGUUUCGCGGUGCGUUCCUAGCCCUAUCAUGUGGAGUUAAGGAUACAUAUUUGGUAUACCACUGAGGCACAAUAUAUAAGUAUGUGGCAGGGGGGCAGGGAGUUAGCUAGCUAGUUAAUUAUCCCAGGGUACGGGUGUUCUACUGGGCCAGUACUCCAGCAGGUAGGUUGUCACAGCUUUUGAGUGUGUCGCCUAGAGAGUAGCCCUCUUUGUGUGCUGUGAUAGCAGCGUUGUGUUAUAGGUGUUUGGGUGUAGUGGCGAUCUGGCUUUGUGGCUCCAUCAUGAUGGGCUAGAUCCUUCGUAUACCGGGGUGGGCCGAGAUUGAGGUAACUGUUGGAGUGCUUGGGUGUCUGGUGCGCCCGAGAAUAUGGGGGGAUGCUUGGUGAGGCUUCAUGCUGGUUCGUAUGCUGUGACUAUAGGUAGCGCUGUGGAGGGGGGUGUGCUGCUUGGAUUUGGAAGCUGGUUCAUCAUUCCCGAAUGGGUAGAGUGGCUAGGGAAUUGCUCUAGGGCCCCUGAGUUGGUGGGAGGGGGGUAGUCGGGUUGUGUGUCUUGCAAGAAGUGGUGUGGAGACAUCAGUAGUUUAUAGUAGCCUGAUGGCUUUGACUAAAUAUGCCUAAAUAAAAUUUUUACUUUGACUAUGCCAACAUUAAGAGUUAUGAUCGCCUGCCAGUCCUUCGGCACUUCCCUCUACUUGAGGGGUAUGUUGAGCCCGGGUCCAGUUGGGGCUUCUGAUCCUGUGUCGCCUUCGUUGCAAGGUACAAAGGGGAAUAUGUUGGAUAUGUCCCAGGAAUGUCCAGGUUUGGCAGUGUCGUGCUUGUGCCGGUUGAGCCCCAGGCUGUGGAGGAAUGGGUCGGAGUCAGCAGCUGAGGUGAGUCGGCGGGUGGUCUCACCCUGUGUGGCCACGAGUGUGUGGGAAGGGCCCCAUCUGUACUGGACGCCUGCUUCUCGGAGGGUCUUGGUGACCUGGCUGAUAGAACGUCUCCACUCCAACGUUGCCCUACAGAGAUCCUGGAGAAAGGUUAGUUGGGAGCCCUCAAAUUUGAGAGGGCUCUUGUUCUUGAUGGCGUCCAUCAUUGCUUGUUUGUCGCGUAGGGACUGGAACCUCAGGAGGACAUCGCGGGGAGCGUCCGCCGGAGCCCUUGGGGAGUCUGAGUAUUCAAUCUAGUUGCAGGUUCUUCGCCUGUUUGGGGUGCAGGAUCUCCAACAGGAGGCGCCUAAUAAAGUGGGGUAGCUCCGUGUCGUUGACAGUUUCCGUGAUGCCUCUUACUUUUAUGUUGAUUCGUCUCCUGGAGUCUUCCAUCGCAUCGAUUCUGGCCUGCAGGGCCUGGUGUGAGCCUUGGAGUUGUUGUAGUCGCUCUGUUGCGUCUGUCUGGCGUUGUGCCAUGGAGGUGAUGUCCUCCUCUGUGGCCCUCACCCUGUCCGUCACGGCUGUUACCUCCUCACGGAGCAGCGCAAUAUCCGUGCGGAACCAUGUGCGCAGGUGUUUCAGAAGGCCCAGGAUGUCUCCCUUUGUUGCGGGUGCCCCCAGGUCCCCUAGUUGCACGGCGGAGAAAGGGUCAUCUGCCUCAGGUAUGGCAUCUGGGGAGUCCAGUGGGUCUUCGUCCGAGGAUAGGCCUGGGGAGUCUGGCGCUGCUGCCAUUUUGGUUUUAGGCCUCGCCAGGAAUAUGUCUCCUAUUCGACGCGUGCCGUCGUCUGAGGAUGCUUUCAGCUUUUUUGAUCGUUUCCCCAUAUUGUUGUGCAGGGGGAUGCUUAGUUUUCGACCAGUGCACCGUCUAUUUUAUAGUCGUUUGCUAGGUUAUUGCCACUUUCAGCUCGGAGCUCAGCCAACAUGCGACUUCUCUCCAUGAAGGUCAGGCCCCGCCCUCUAUAUUCUUUAUUUUCAGUGGGUUUCUCACCAUUUUUUAGGGGACUUGAAUAUAAAAUCCAAUGUCCACACUAAUCCACCACAGUACUGAUUUCGACAUUAUUCUGCUGAAAUGAACUCCCAGUACUCCACUGUUCAUCUGAUAACCUAUUAAAACAAAGUAUCUAAUUGCGCAGUAUACCUUCUGUAUUGUGAACAACAAGACUUCUUUCAGUUCCCCAAUGUGUAGAUAUAACUCUAAUCUAUUAUAUAAAAAUUUAUAUAAACUACAUUUACCUCUUCUGUUUAUCUGUAGGGUUGAGACUUGCAAUGCAACCAGUUAUGUUUAAACUUGGUAUCCUACACCUCACCACAAGUAAUCAAUAAUGCUUACCUUAGCAUGGCACAUUCACUCUGUCCCACAGUGUCAAUCGCAUAUAAGAAGUCCAAUUUGAUUCUCUUACUUUCGUCUUCUUUUAUCAACUCCAGUCAAUUAAAAUAAUAGACAAUUUAAAUAAUAAUAAAUGUCCAGUGCUCUUACUUCUUGUGUCCGUUUCUCCAAUAUCUGGGGCUGCCCUUCCCAUCCACUAGUGAUUAGUUAGCUCAUCCAGAAACGGGCAGUCACAUCCACUUCUUCUUUUGCCCUAUUGUAAGCUUUCUCAGAAUCAUUCUGGUGCCAGUUUCUCGGCCAUUUUAUAUAUACCAUUUUUUUUACUUGGUCAAAGUUAAAAUUCCAUAUAAUUCCAAACAAUGCGUUAUAGAAACUACAACCUUCAAAAUCCAGCUACAAAAUAAUAGAAUUCAUACAGAAGCACAUUAUAAUACCAGCUUAUUCAAAGUCCCUUAAAUCGUAUGAUUUUAUAAAUAUAAAUUUCAUUACAUCUUUAAAUCAUGCUAUACAUGAUUGUUACUUGUGAAUACAGUGUUAUCAGGUAAUCCUAUCUGCCAUUGAGGUGACUCUCUUUCAAAUCCAUGUCCACUAACGACAUGUUAUUGCUUAUAUGGGGUACUGUGCACCAUAACGGUCACCUAGUAGACGGGUAAUUUGAAUCUCUAAUGCAAUCAGCUGUUAUCUUGAGGGGCAUAAGAUCCUCAUUUGAAAGACCAUAAUACUCUGAGAGGUGGUCAGUGAUCACCUGCAUCCUACGGGGUCAGAAGACCCCCAUUUGGAAGAGCAGAUUUGAAAGUAGUACCUUGUCCCUUUAGAUUAAACAUAUGAAGAAAUAGACAAAAGUAGUAUUUCACAGUUGUUGCACACUCACGGAUUUUGUGGUAAUAAUCAUCUACUUCUAGGAGCCAAAUUCCGACCUUUGAAACAAGGGCUGUGUUGACCAUAGAUAGUUACAGGGAUCAUCUGAAACCCAGAACAGCAUGAAAUGUAACGUCAUCUGCAUUUCAGAAACCUUGUGAAUGACAACACAGAAGUGUCAUCAGUGAUGCUUUUAAAUAACAGAUUGUUAUGACAGAAUAUUUAGUUAUGAGUCCUUAAAGGGUUACUUCAAUCACUAUGACCACUUCAGUGCUUUGAAGUGGUCAUGGUGCUUGGAGUCUGUAUUUGCUGUGUCAGUAAGAAAUUAUGCACAUAUGAAGUUAUUUAGGCUAGCUGUUGGAGGUGUAACUCCACAUCUGACAGCGUAUUUAGUCAGCCCACAAUGAGUUUUGAGCUGGUAAUGUCAAUUUUGUGUUUAUUCCUUGCACCGUGGGUCAUCCAUUGGCUCAGAGCGCUCAGCUGAUGUUCUCAACCAGUGAAUGACCAGUGGUAUCUGUAUCUGGCUUUUGCACCGGGUAUGUGAGGCAGCUCAGCGCCUGGCAGAACUCAAGUAAGAGGACAAAACAGGUGUUUAUAUUGGUUAUAAUGGGGCAAGCUUUUAAGGGUUAAUAGUAGAGGAAAGUACUAAAUUUUAAUACAAUAAAGACAUUACAAUAUUGCAAUUAAUUUCCUAGGCUUCACAAACCACAAAUGUUGAACAGUCCUGUUGUAUCUGCAUGUUAUAUUUUACUAACCUGUCCUCAUUUCAACAGGAAAGAAGGCAUUUACAUGCGACCAGUGUGGAAAGUAUUUUAGCCAAAAGAGACAGCUCAAAAGUCAUUAUCGUCUUCAUACUGGUAAGUUUAGACUUCUGUAUCAGACUCCCCAUAAGGAAUAAUUACCAGAUUUUACUAAUUUCAUGACGUUAAGUCAUGAUUUUAUUAAGGACACGGAGGCGAGUAUUAUGCUUAUUCUCUUUCUUUUAUUCCUCAGCAGCAAAAAAUUUAUUUUAGAGAAACAAAUCAAACAUGUAAACAUGCCCCAAAGGGUUAAUCCUAUAACAAUACAACCAAUCAUAAUGCCUUCAGCACCAUCAACUCCCCAUGUGACCUUAAGCCACUCCUCUUUCUUGGUGUUGUCGACGAAGAAUCCACAGCAACAUGUCAACUUGAAGGAAAAAACUAAAUGCCAAGACCGCCACAAUGAAAAAUCAGGUACUCUUCAGAAGCUGGGAUCUUCCCGUAGGUCCUGAAGGAAUCCGUGCACAACGGUGCCAAACCCGUUCAUGAAGCUGAAAGGAACAGAGAAACAAACUGGUAAAAUAUGUUUCUGGACCUUUGAACAGUACCAUAUUACAGAAUUAAUCAUCGGUAUAUAUGCCACCAGUAACAGAUUAUCAUCUAACCAAAACCUUUCAAUACAUGCAGUGUGCUGUAGUAACCUAAAUCCGUAGCAACUUAAUGACCACAUAUCCAUGGGAGGGCACCACUUACCUGCAUCGGGUGGGAUAAUACUCGCAUCCUUGUCCUUAAUAAAAUCAUGACCUUACGUCAUGAAAUUAGUAAAAUCUGGUAAUUUUAUUUAAGGACACGGAGGCUCAUAUUAUGCUAGUUCAAAGCUGUGACACGACCACAUCUGAGAAACUGGCCGAAAAUAAAACUCCUUGAAGGUAGAUUUGCGGGACCAAUCAGCCGCCCAGAGUAGGUCCUCCAACCUGCAUCCUUUGGAGAAAGCCUUAGUCGCCAUGGCUCCCCUGACCGAAGUGUCGAUGCCCGCUGAUUUCAUAAUCCAUUUGACCCAACGAGACAAUGUGACUGUUGAAACAGGGUGAUAUGGAUGACGAAGGGCCAGGAAUAACUCUGGAUAUGCAGGGUCACGAGUCGAAAAAGUCCUGGACUUGUAUUCCUUGAGACAUGCCACUGGGCAUAGCUUAGAGUUAUGUGGAAAGGCCAGGUAGAAAACUGAGGUGAUUGACAUCUUCAUACGCCUGGAAAUAUUAAACGAGACACCUUCGGGGGUGAAUGAACGUGCAGAGAAGUCCAACGCACGCACAUCAGACACCCGUUUACAGAAGAUCAAACAAAACAACAUCGCCAACUUUGCUGUGAGUUGUUUCAGUGAGAGAUCUUCGUUUCUUGGCCAGUCUCCCAGAAGCUGGAGGACAAGGUCAACAUCCCAUGAUGAAGAGUACCUAAGUUGCGGUGGACGUGCAAAUCUAAUGCCGUGCAGGAGUCGGCAUACGAGGACAUGUUUACCUGCCGGGGCACCAUCCAACUCUUGGUGUCCUGCGGAAAUAGCCGAUCGGUAUACAUUUAUCGUGCGAUAGGCUAGGCCAUGGUCAAACAGAGAAGUGAGAAAUCUCAAAAUGUGACUUAUAGGUGCCGAUAAGGGAUCCAUGUGUUGUUCCAUGCACCAACCACUCCAUGAAUUCCAGGCAUGUAAGUAGGAUUUCCUUGUUCCUGGAGCCCAAGCUCCCGCCAGAAUCAAUAGUUGUUUGUGGAACGUCUGGGAUGAAUCCAAGUCCCCGAAGAGGAGCCAUGCCAGUAACUGGAGGUGUCCCCGUAAUAGUAGGGAGUGCGGUUCCCCGUUGGGGUCCAACAAGAGGUCCGGAGAGGUUGGAAUCAGUCUUGGGUAGUCCAUGGACAUCUCCAUGAGUGUAGGGAACCAUGGUUGAGCCGUCCAGAAUGGGGCAAUGAGAAUCAUGGAGGUUCGGUAGCGCCUGAGAUGUAGAAGCGUCCUCACAAUCAAUGAGAAAGGAGGAAAAGCGUACAUUCGCGUGUCCGGCCACUGUUGACGGAAGGCAUCUGAAUCCAACGCCUCUGGAUCCGGUCUCCAACUGAAGAACCUCGGUAGUUCGAGGCAAUUGAUGUGUAACUCCUGUUCGUCUGGGGACCAUUUCCAUCCGGUGGAGAUAGGACCGCAAUGCGCGCCCCAGCCCAGCAGACUUGCCUCCGAUUCCACGACAAAGUCUGGCCUCGUCCCAAAGAUUGCUCUUCCGUUCCAUGCUUCCAUGUGCUGCAGCCACCAAGAGAGUUCUUCUUUGGCUGCGCAAUCGAGAGGUACAGAGUCUGAAUAGGAGAGACCUGAGCGAAGGUAUUUUGCCUUUAGGCGUUGAAGGGCCCUGUAGUGGGCCCAGGAAAAUGGCCUGGAUGGAGGCAGAGAGAAGGCCGAUGAUCCUGGCCAGUUGUCGUAGUGUUAGUGCAGGUCGAGCCAAUGUCCGGCGGAUUUCUUUCUUGACGAUCCUGACUUUGGAAGAUGGUAACAGGAGUGUCCCUUCCACCGAAUCGAUGGUGAAGCCCAGAAAUUCCAAGACUUGGGAGGGUUGUAACACCGACUUGUCCCAGUUGAUGAGGAAACCAAGGUUGCCGAGUAAUGUCUUUGUUCUUGGAGUAAGCGUGGGUCUUGUGCCAUCAGAAGCAUGUCGUCCAAGUAUAUAAUCAGACGCACCCCUCUGCUGCGCAGGAGAGCGACCACUGGCCUCAUGAGCUUCGUGAAGCACCAUGGGGCCGAGGAGAGGCUGAAGGGCAAGCAUUUGAAACGCCAUGUGGUCUCCUCCCAUCGGAACUGGAGGAAAUGUUGGCAAUCCUCGGCCAUUGGGACGGUGAGGUAUGCAUCUUGCAGGUCGAGUUUGACCAUCCAAUCCUCCAAUAGGAGCAGGUCUCGGUUAGAGUGGAUGCCCUCCAUUUUGAAAUGGUGGUACACUACAAAGGCGUUCAGGGGGCGUAAGUUGAUGACCGGAUGGACACCUCCGCCUUUCUUGGGCACCACGAAAAAGGUUGCUUAGAAAACCUGAAACUCCUGGAUGCGUCUCUAUGAUUGCACCUUUGUCGGCCAGAGACUGUAUCUCCACUGCGGUUAAUGCUCUGUUGUGGGUGGAGGAGACUAUAUGUCUGGGAAGAGAUAUCUGGGCAGGUGUUUGUACAUAUUCUAUGGCAUAACCCACUACAGUUUGUAGGACCCAAGUAUCCAAAGUCAACAUUCGCCAGGCAUCUAUAAAGUGGCAUAACCUGCCCCCCACCAACGUUACUGAAGGUAGUGAUGAAGGAAGUGAACUUACCAUAAGGAAGCGCUUCUGGAUCCACGAGUCUGCCAGGGUCUUCCUCGAACUGGGAAGAAUGCAGAGGACUUGGGUUCCGCACCCUGGUAACGUGACUGGAAGGAGCCUCUAGAAACCCGGUACAAGCCCCAGGAGGAACGGCCGGGCAGACGGCCCCACCAAAAACUCCAUGGGAGAAUACCUUUUUCAUAUUGGCUUGCGCCUUGUCCAGAGCAGUAAAUGUGCCCACAUAGGUACCCAGCUCCUUCACAAAACUGUCACCAAAAAGUAGGCUUUUGGCCUGUGGCCCAGGCUCAGUGAUAGCCAAGGUAACCAGCUUUGGCUCGAUCUUAAUUAAUAUAGCCUUUCGUCUCUCAGUGGCUAGAGCCACGUUGGCAUUUCCGAGAAGAUGUGGCUCGCUGUAUCCAGCCCCUGAUAGCUAGAAGGUCUACGCCAAUGCCGUUUUGACCAUGUCAAAUAUCUUUGCACUGGGUCCGAGGACAUCCAGGACCUUAUCCUGGCAAUGGCGAAGUGCAAAGUCUAGACCCUUCUUUGCCUUCCACCCAGUUUUUCCCAGGAACUGGGCAAUCUUAGGGUCCACUACAGGGGCGAUACAUAUCAAAUCUGGGAGCGUGGGGCGUGGGCAUUCUGCUUGCAUCUUACUUCUUGCCACCUUAUCAAGGGGUUUCCUGAUCCGUGCAGCAAUAUAUUUUGCCACAUGGUCCAGCGGGAACCACUCAGUUGAUCUUGGGUGUUGCAGACUAUCAGGGUCAAACAGUGGUUCGCCCUGUGGGUCAAGGAGGGUGGUGACUUCCACACCGUCCUUGUCCUCAUUCCCAGACAUAGAUAUAGAGCUGUGGUCAGCUGUAGUGUGCCCAAAUUGUAUGAGUCCUCAUCAUCAGACUCGCUCCAUGCCUCCUCCUGUUCCGAAUCUGACUCGGAUGAUUCCACUUGGGCUUUUGCCCUUUUCCAACUCCUCACCGAUUUUGCCCGGUGGGUGGCUCCUUCGUUGUGGUGCAACCACAUUAUCUUUGACAGGACUUUCCCUGUCUGUCCGUAAAGUUUUGGAGGCUUCCUCGUCUAUGUGGCGAGAUUUUUUGGCGGCUUUGCGCCCACUGGCCUUGCCUGUAUUGUGCUCCGUAGGGUUAGGAGCAAUGUGAGUAGAGGUCCGCUGGGAGGCCAUGAGGGCAUGGCUAAUAGAGUGGGACAGAGUGUCCGACUUAACUCCCAUGGCUGAAUAAACGGCUUGGGUUACGGAUUUCGUCAUAGUGGCAUCCAGGAGAGAAUGAAGCUCUUCCGAGUUCAAAUGCUCCUGGUCUGUCACAUCUGUGACAGUUAAGCCAGAAGGUCUGGGGACAACCUGGGGAGCAGGGGGUAUAUUAUCCCUAAUGGGAGAAUCGCCAGAGGCUAUACCCAAAUCCCUAAGAGACUGCAUAAUUAAAUAGCACUUCUCACGGUGGUUGUGGUAGGUGAAAAUAUAAAUUGGUAUACAAAGAAAAAAAGGGGGGGGGGGACCCAGGUAACUAGUGGAGUAAUGAGUGACCACACUGAUAAUAGGCAAUCUGGGUAUUAAUAAUGCACCAGCAGUAUGGGUACAAUAUACCAAAGGUACCAGAAAAAAAACUAUACAGCAAUAUGAAAAAGGCAAGCUCACCAAGUGUUCCCUCAGGAAUGGCUCCUGGGGACACUGGUGAGCUGCCCAGCAACUGUGCUGUCCAAUCAGCACUCACCCCCACCAGCUCCAAAAACGCCAACCACAAGAUGGCCGCCGCGAUGCGCACUAGCGUUGUGCGCAUGCGCGAACUGCGCCAUCCGCGGUUAUAGCCACGGACCGGGGAGCUCAGAGGAAAACCUCUGAGGCACUAAACUAGACUGGGCGGUAAGAGCCUCCACACGGAGAGCUGCUAGCCGCCCUAGCUCAGUAGGUGAUAAUCCACCUGACUGAGUAAGAGAUGGGAGGGUGGAGGUAGGGUUGAGGGAUUGGCUCUAGGUUAGGAACAACCAAUAGCCAGCUGGAAAACAAAGUGCAGAAGCAGGGCAGAAGCCCUGCAGCACACAGAAAUAAACAAAUGAAAAUUCAAAUGCAACAUCAAAAAACAAUAAAUAUGACAAACACAUUGGUAGCAUACAGAGAAAAUAUAAAUGUACUUAGCUGAGGAAGGCAGCAGCAAGAAAGAGGAGUGGCCUAAGGUCACAUGGGGAGUUGAUGGUGCUGAAGGCAUUAUGAGUGGUUGUAUUGUAAUAGGAUUAACCCUUUGGGGUAUGUUUAUAUGUUUGAUUUGUUUCUCUAAAAUAAAUGUUGUGCUGCUGAGGAAUAAAAGAAAGAGAAUAAGCAUAAUAUGAGCCUCCGUGUCCUUAAAUAAAAUCAGUGCUUACCAGCCUUUAACUAUAAGAUAGGGCACAAUUUACCGUGAACCUCUUCAAUUUCGAAUGUAUGUGGCAUUUCUUUAAAAAGGAAAAAAAAGGAUUUGACCGAUUCCAAAAAGAGUCUUUGAGACGGUGGAGCUCGAUAUGUUAUUCUGGAUACUUUGUUUUGUGUGCAGCACUCUUUGAAAAUCAGUCUGACUUUGUUAGUCUGUGGCUGCUAAUCAGGUGUGUCAACCCACCCUGUAUUUCUUUGUGUCUCAUAUUGUGUUCCAAAAUUACAGAUCCCCUCCAAUAAGAUAUCUAGAGAUAUAUAAUGUUAGGAUUGCCACAACUUUACUUGAAUUAGGAUCACCUUUAAUUAAAAUAAAAAAUGUAAAAAAUAAUAUAUAUAUAUAUAUAUAUAUAUAUAUAUAUAUAUAUAUAUAAAUAGCGAAGGCUUGCACUCCUGGUGUAAUCCUGUGGUGCCCGGUGCUGGUCUGGCAAGGAUCAUGUAGACAUAGCAGAAAUGACCGCACUCCAAGGACUUUAUAGAGAUUUUCAAAUAAAAUUUAGCUUUUAUUCAAUCCAUUCAUAAAAACAUGUUUUGUCCUGAUGAAAGCUCCAUGUGGGAGCUGAAACGUUGACUUUUUAAAUGGAUUGAAUAAAAGCUAAAUUUUAUUUGAAAAUCUCUAUAAAGUCCUUGGAGUGCGGUCAUUUCUGCUAUGUCUAUAUAUAUAUAUAUAUAUAUAUAUAUAUAUAUAUAUAUGUAUAUGUACAUGUGUAACAUUAUUAAACAACAAAGCCUUAAAGUAUACAUUUUUCAAUAGUGUCACUAAUAAUCUUGAUCAAGCAACCCUAAAAAACUUACUAAAAUGGGUGUAAAUAUAUAAACACUAUCUGUCCCUAAACAGUUCAAGUUUGUUAUAGUAUUCAUUUUAAUAGAAAAAAAACUUUUUUAAACUAGUCAGGUUUUUUUUUUGGUUUUUUUAUACUCUAAACUAAAACAAUAUCUUCCCAAUUAAAUCUAAAUAAAACUUGUUUGUUUAUUUUUUUUCCCUCUCCUCAAAUGAUAUGAAGGUCGCAUAUUACCAGAAUGCAGUAUAUGUCAGCACAAGUUUAUGGAUGGUGCCCAGUUAAAGAAACAUCUGCGAUCUCAUACAGGUAAUGUUGUUUUCAGACAUUAUUUUUGUGCACUAUAUCUGUAUCCGUUAGAGUUGAUAUAUGCAUGACACAUGUGAGUGUUGUCUUGAAACCAGAUUAGUCCGGGAAGGAGGCAAAAAGGGCUACCUAUCAAAUUUUUUUUAUUUUUUUUUUCCCUUUCUAUUAUUCUCUAUUACAGUGCUAUCAAAUCAGAAUCAAAUACAGAUGCUGUUUGACUUGCAGACCCGUUGAAAAUUUAUCCAAUAACAAGCUUCUUAAUCUGGAGGAAAUAGUGGUUGAAAGUACACUAAAUUCGAUUAAUUGCUAAAAUCCUAUUAAAUCAAGUACAACCUUGCCAGAUAAUCAAAACUGUAACAAGCUGAAAAGCAACAAUGUUGCAAGCAGUGUGUCUGAAUCCACAGGCAAGGGGAACCUUAACCCCUUAAGGACCAAACUUCUGGAAUAAAAGGGAAUCAUGACAUGUCACACAUGUGGUGUCCUUAAAGGGUUAAAGGACCACUAUAGUCACCCAGACCACUUCAGCUCAAUGAAGUGGUCUGGGUGCCAGGUCCCCCAGGUUUCAACCCUUCAGAUGUAAACAUAGCUGUUUCAGGGAAACGGCUAUGUUUACAUUGCAGGGUUAAUCCAACCCCUAGUGGCUGUCUUCCUGACAGCUGCUAGAGGCGCUUCUGCGAUGCUGAAUGCGAAAAUCGCAUCCAGCGUGCAGAACGUCCAUAGGAAAGCAUUGAGAAAUGCUUUCCUAUGGACUGUUUGAAUGCGCACGCGGCUCUUGCACUCUUCCACUUGGGAGCUGACGUCGGCGAGGGAGCCCAGCGCUGGAUUAAAAGUAAGUAACUGAAGGGGUUUUAACCCCUUCAAUGCCAAGGGAGGGUACCCUGAGGGUGGGGGUGGUCCUAAGGAUGAUCUAGUGUCAGGAAAACGAGUUUGUUUUCCUGACACUAUAGUGAUCCUUUAACUAAGAAGUGCUUUAAAAAACAAACACAAAAAAAAACAAGAUACCUGAUACAAGGAAAGUAUGCUGAAAUCUCUAAACCAAUCAAAUAAAGAUGUUCUAGGAACGGCACUGUCGCUGAAGCUCUAUUCUGUGCCUUCCAGGGCACCUGGACAUUUUGUGUGCGCUAAGGCUUGCUGUAUAUCUAUGAGAGCAACAGUACCGUAAGUGUAAUGAGAAUGGCUGUAAAAACUCUAUUCUGUGCCUUCGAGGACACCUGGGCUUAAAAUAAGCCAAAGCUAACUAUCUAAGAGAGCAGUAGUUCCAUGGUCUCUGUAGGAUGUACCUGGACUUGUAAAUCGGGAGAAAAAGGAAGAUCUCUUCUUGUAACCGAACAGAUGUGUGAGUAGCGCCAGUCACGGACAAGUCACUGAGUCCAAGGUUUCAUGGAGGCCCGACGCGGGUCUAAAAGACCAUUAUUAUGCUUUCUUUAAAUUAAACUGAAUCCGUCAUGAAAAGAAAAAAGAGCUACCCCUACACUAACUUCUACUUUGUGUUGCCCCCCUUGGGUCACUGUGUAAGAAAUUAUGACCCUCUUACAAGGGUGUUCUUUAGGGAAUGUGUGACAAAUACAAGAGUAUAAAAAAUGUUUUGGUAUUGUUUUAGGUUAGUGUUACAGAUUUUAAAGGAAUAUACACAGUACACAGUAUAAACAAACCCAAUCAUAAUCAAAAGAUGCAUAGAAAAAGGGCAAUACUUAAACCUUUACCCUUGCACCUUCAUCUUAGGUAGUCUGGGACAGUCUCUCUCAGUUCACCAUGGCACCUCUGCUUGCUGCGCUUUCAUCCCCAAAAAGAAACUAAAAAGGACAACACCCAAGGAGGUCAAAGUCUGAUUCUUGCAGUCCUUUAAAGGGAAACAAUAGUGCCAGGAAAAAAAAAAACUUGUUUUCCUGGCACUGUAGCUUCCCAUUUUGUCAAGGCCCACCUCUGUGGUGUAGAAGGGGUUAAUAACCCCUUCUGUCACUUACCUGGGUCCAGCGCUGGCUCAGCUCCGCCCAUGUUCCUCCCCGGCUAACAUCCGCCGGCAGGGGAGACCUAAUGCGCAUGCAUGGCAAUGGCCGCGCUCGCAUUAUGAUCUCCCCAAUAUUCAGUGCUUUCCUAUGGGGAUUCCAGCAACGCUGGAAGUCUUUAUGCAUAGUGUGAGGACGUCUAGCGUCAUUAAGACGUCCAAAAGUCUGGUAGACAGCCACUAGAGGAGGACUUAACCCUGCAAGGUAAUAAUUGCAGUUUAUAAAAACUGCAAUAAUUAUAUGCUCAGGGUUAAGGAUAGUGGGAGUUGGCACCCAGACCACUUCAAUGGACUGAAGUGGUCUGGGUGCCUACAAUGUCCCUUUUAACUACAAUUGUACUUCACUGUAGAGUCCCUGGCAGUUCACACAGCCUUUCCUGUUUUGACAGGUUUCUUUUAUUGAUCACAUACACAGCACAGUUACAAUAAUAUGGUAAUGCAAGUAUACAGGAUUGGCAAAGUAUCCUAAAACAUUGAGGAAUAUUCACUAUACACCAAACAGCAGAUUUGUUAACCACACAUCACAUAGGCUAAUAGUAUUAUCAGAGAGUUUUAGGAAAACAACAGCUAAGGGAGUUGGAUGCAAGACACCACUGGACUAUAGUGUAACAUUGAUAGAAGUUCUUUGUUUAGUCGUGUAUAUCAUUUGCAUUAAUCUGACAAUCUGGCAUUAAGAUCAGUGAUAUUUGUGGUUUCUUUGUUUUCACAGGUGAAAAGCCUUUUACAUGUGAGAUUUGUGGGAAAUCAUUCACAGCCAAAAGCUCUCUACAAACACACAUCAGAAUACACAGGUACGAAUGCUUCCAUUCUUCCAUGCCUUCUAAGAAAGGUAAACUGAAUACAACCAGUGUUUUUGGAUGAGCCUACACCCAGGAAUGCUUCCCCUAAAUAUUAAUUUAAUACAAUUUAAAUUGUAGGCCUAAAUAACCUGAUUGAGCAGGAAAAUAACAAGUCAAUGGUUUGUAACUUGGUUCUCAGCAGACCACUAGUUCCUUUUUUGUAAAUAUUUCCAAUGUAGUAUGAGAGUACAUAUUCGGAACAUGCAUGUCUGUGGCAUGAUAACUGACACGGCUUAUAACUCUUUAAGACACUUAUCAACCCCCAUAACAACUUCAGCUCAUUGACAUUUUGAGGGCAUGAGUGUCCAGGAGUCAUCUUACUAUCUGACACAGAAUAGUGGUUAUCUGCUGUUGUAUGCCUGGGACAUUAUGCAGAGGAUGUUUGCUCAGUCACGAGGCAUCCAGCAAUAGCCUUGUUUUGUCUCGAUUGUUAAAGGAACUCUAGCCUUGAUAUGAGCUGAAACAUGUUUUCAAUGAGCUGAAACAUGUAUUCCUGACACUAUAGUGCUGGUGUGGUUGUUUAGGUGACCAGCCCCACUCUGAUUGCCUUGAAAAGGUGAAUUUACACACAUUUUCUCUCAGUUCGUGCUGGUCUUGCCACCUCUGGCUCUGCCUCCAUGGCUGAGAUCAUCAAUCUUGAUGAUCUGGACCAAUCCAAUGCUUUCCCUUAGGAAAGCAUUGGGAGGCUACUGCUCAUGUGUAGCAAAACGCUGCUCUCGGCCAGUGUUCAUAUCCUCAUAGAUAUGCAUUGAAUGAAUGCAUCUCUAUGUGAAACAUUCAGCACCUCCAUGCAGAGCGUGAAGCUGAACGUCCGUGCUGCACACUGUGCAACACUGGAUUAGGAAGCACCACUAGUGGCCAUUUGAGUGACUGCCACUAUAUGUGUUACUAGGCACCAAUAUAAACACUGCAUUUUCAGGGAAAAGGCAAAGUCUGCAGGAACAGGCUAGAGACAAAAGAACCACUACAUUACAAUGCAGUUGUUCUGGUGACCAUAGUGUCCCUUUAAGAACCCCUCUCUCAUUGAUCCCAUGUCCAAGUGUUUUACAUUGAAGUAAACACCAGUUUUGGUGUAUAGAUCAUGGCACUGCAGUCUCACUGCUCAAUUCUCUGCCAUUGUUUGUGGACUUGUUAAAUCACUUUUUUGUUUCUGUUUGUGCAGCCGUAGCCACACCUCCCCUGACUGCGACUCCGACAGCCUGCAUUGAGAAAAAGAAAUGGUUUCGUUUUCAAUAAGAUGUUAAUUUGCACUAAUAGUUUUUAUCUACUGCUCUGUAAAUUGAAUUCUAAUCACACACAAGCCUCCUGCAAGAUUUAACAGGCUAUGAACAGAAGGAGAUAAGACAUUCUAAAUUUAAAUAUAAUUUGCAAUAAAGGAAGUUUAAACAUUAGAUGACUCUUUACAGGAAGUGUUUAUGAAAACUGUGUGUCACAUGUAGGGAGGUGGUGCUAGAGCUGCAUAAAUAAAGUGAUUUUUAUCGCCUAAAUGGCAGGGAGACUGGAGGGACAUGAUCUGUACACCAAAACCACACCAUUAAGCUAAAGUUGUUUUGGUGCCCAUGGUGUCCCUUUUAAUAUUAAAGAACUGAUUUCCAAAAACUAUCCAAUGGUAAAAGAAGUUGUUUUUUGUCUUUUCAGGGGAGAAAAGCCAUACUCUUGCAGUAUUUGUGGAAAAGCAUUUUCAGAUUCCAGUGCAAAGAGAAGACACAGCGUUUUACAUACCGGUAAAAAACCUUUCUCCUGCCCAGACUGCAAUGUGCAAUUCACACGUAUGGAUAAUCUAAAGACUCACAUGAAAACCCACAGCAAAGAAAAAUGUCCACAAGUUCAGGAGACAAAUAACGGAGGCAGUGAUGAUGUAAGAAACAUUCUCCAGCUGCAGCAGUAUCAGCUAGCAACACCAGCACAGGAGAUCCAGCUAGUGGUCACUGACGGUGUACACAAUCUCGACUUCAUGCCGGCACACAGCCAGGGUAUCAGUAUUGUCACCAGUAACCCUGCUCAGACCAUUACAGAGCAGACGGCUAACCUUGCUCUAAUCACCCACCAGCCUUCAGGAUUGCAUAGCUUAUCAGUCACAGCACACCAAGAGCAAGUGGAAUCAAUCCACAGCGUGGACUUGAUGGAGAGUCGUGUGCAGACUGUGCAACCAGAGCAGAUGCAUGUUAUCACCCUGUCCAAAGAAGCACUUGACCAACUACAGGGCCGGACACAGGAAAUCCACUUGCCCCAAGCGGACAGGCAAACCACACUGAGCCAGGAGCAGACACCUAUAUCUCAAGACAUGGUGAACCAAAAUGUCAGUGUCGCUGAUCAUACCCAAACUACUCUGUCAUUAACUCCAGUUACCCAACCUGUGUCUGAGCAUCAAAUCCAAACACAGACCUUUCAGAUACAGACCAGCACAGUGUCUUUCAUAAACACUGCUUUGGAGUCCACAAAUCAGACUUAAACUUUAGUUAUGUCUUUCUGAGAAAUGGUGUAGAGUAAAGAAAUUGCUAUUUGCAUUGAAUACUUGCUGAACAUCACAAUAAUAAUCUUAAUGUGGAAAGACUGGGACUGGGCAAUCUUUGUAUGUGCCAUUGGUUUUGCCAGUGUAACAGUGCCUUGCUUUCUGAGGCAUAAGGAGUUAAAGUGAGACCACGCAUGGUUUUGUUUGCAUUUUAUAUAUUGUAUGCUUUGUUUUUGUUUUGUUUUUUUUAAAUCUUGAUUUUCAGUUAAUUUGCAAACAAAUGGUGAGACCAAUUCAGAAUAAAUGUUCUAACAACGUGCAUGAUUUGUAUCGCAAUAUACAAAAUAAUGAAUGUAGGCAGAAAAAUAUGAUCCAUGUAUGUAUUUUAUUUAUAUUUUUGUAUAUAUAUAUUUUUUUUCUUAUUUCAAAUUCCGUUUUUCUGGCAAUUUACAAACAAAUAGUAAGACUAACCAGGAAUAAUUAUUUGCACAUUGUGCAUGAUAUUGCAUUUUACAAAGCUUUCCGUGUUUUUGGAGAAAAUAUGAUGUAUGCUAUAUACAAAAUGAAAUGGGCAGAGUUAUUCACUAAGACCCAAACAGCCUUGGCCUGGAUUCGCUUAAAUAAUUGGAUAACAUCUAGGAGUACUGAGGAAAAACCUUGACAUAUUUGAAAAGAUUUAGUAAUAUCCAGAUUUUUUUUAAAAAUGCCUCAGAAUUGCCUGCUUGUGCUGCCACUGAUGACUGGUUGAAUAUAUAUCUGUGUCUGUAGGUUUGCCUGGAAAUAGCAAGGUAAUUUGUUGUCGCUUUGUCUGCUACCAGAUUUAAUAGAGUGAUUCUGGUUGAAAUUCAGUAUGUAAAUCUUAUUUUCUACAGGAUUUGCGUUUGAGAAUUGCUGAUUUUUAAAGCAGACACCGCAUGGUAUGAAAUAAUAUUCCAUAACCAGUUGAGCUCAUUGUAGUUUCCAGGAGUGUCCUUCGAGUGUGUGUAGUCACAGUUCUUGGCCAGUUUAUCAACAUAACUUUGCUUCCACCUGUGCAGCCUGGAAGCUACUUGCAUGAGUUAGACUGGUAGUGCAGGGAGGCACACUUUGGCUGAGAACACUCAGUUGAUGCUCUCAACUAAAGAGCCAGCCUGGCACUGCAGGGCUUAGCUCAGAGGAGGCAAUAGAAACUCCUAGCAGGAGCUAGAAUGAGCUCCUAUGAAAACAUAAAUGCCCAAGAAGGGAGUAACAAACGUAGAAGUAAAGAAGGAAUACUGGACAUCUUUUGCAUCUAACAGACAAUCUCUUUACGCAGCACUGUCUCUAAAAGGGACUACUUUGUAUCUGUAUAUUUCCUAUGCCUAACACUUCUAGACACUGGGCAGAGCUACUGCGGUCUAGAAAUGUCAAUCCACCCAAUCUUCACCAUCUAUGGAGAAUCCUGUGUUCUUGCAGGUUGCUCCAUAGACCUCAAUGUUGUACUCUUGCAUGUUCUCUCGUGAAAGUACCGCAGUAAUGUCAAGUCCUGGCGCUUUAAGAAGGCUAGCCUGUAGAAGAUGGCGGUUUCCACAAGGGACAGGUUCAGGUAAUUAAGUCUCACCUUUCCCGCCUAGUGACUGUCACCUUCGGAGGUCUGUGCAAAUUCAUCAAAGGUCCCCAGACUGUGACAGUGCAGAUUUAACAGUGAAACCAUUCUUAUAAAGG
Molecule: messenger RNA, 30060 nt
Organism: Pelobates cultripes (western spadefoot toad)
Lineage: Eukaryota; Metazoa; Chordata; Amphibia; Anura; Pelobatidae
Source: the annotation of a GenBank genome assembly